CUCCUAAUAACAAAGAAGACGGCUUCAAUAAAAUAUCUAAAAUGUAACUUCAGAAGGGAAAUAAAGGACAGCUUGAGGUUGCUUUGGUAAAGUGUAUUAGUAUAUUAAUAUGAUGGUGUAUGAGAGCUCAUUUCCCUAUAAGCUUAACCUUGCUACUUUCGUUCUUCUUACUUGACUAACUCUCACAUAUAUAUGUUUGUAUCUUUUCUUUCUUCCUUUCCUUUAUCUACUAUUAUCAUAAAAUUUAAAAACCCAAAAACACUGUGACUGAUCGUAUCAUCACUUUAAUAUACCUGAGCUACGGCUCCAUAUAAAAAAUCUUUUUUUUUUUCAUAGUGUCAACAUGAACAUUAGACAAGCAACUGUAGAAGACUUGAUUUAUAUUCAAAACUGUAAUUUAUUGGAUCUUCCAGAGAAUUAUCAAAUGAAGUACUACCUUUAUCAUGCUUUAUCUUGGCCACAGUUAUCAUUUGUUGCUGAAGACGAGAAUGGAAAGAUUGUUGGAUACGUGCUGUCAAAGAUGGAAGAAGAACCAUCUGAUGUACCUCACGGACAUAUCACAUCUAUCUCAGUUAUGCGUACAUACAGACGCUUAGGUAUCGCUCAAAAGCUAAUGAGACAGGCAACAACGCAAAUGCUUGAAGUAUUUGGUGCUCAUUAUGUGUCAUUACACGUUCGUAAAACAAACCGUGCUGCCAUCGGUCUUUACAGAGAUACUUUGAAAUUCGAUGUCUAUGAUGUUGAAAAGAAAUAUUAUGCUGAUGGAGAGGAUGCUUUGGCUAUGCGCUUGACUUUGAAAGAAACCAAGCCUAUUGUUGCUCGUAAGAUUGUUGAAGAGGUUAACCAAGUGAACACAGUUGAUGCACAUUAAUAUAAAUAUAUUUUUAUUCUACAUUUUCAUCAAUAAACUUUUUUACUUUUUCUAGUAAUUCGACCUUGAUUGACUCGAGAAUGAUGGAAUUGGCAUAAUCUUCAACUUCUUCAUAAAUCUGUUCAAAAGUGGCAUUUUCCAUAUGCUUUGUGCGAACCAUUUCUAUGUUUCUUGUUAACCUUGUUGCUUCCCCUUUAACUUAAAACUACACACCUCGGCAAUAAGCACUAAGCUGUUCAUUCCACUCUGUUUCUGCUAAUCGUUUUUCGAGCCAUUGUAGUAACCUGACAGUCAGUCAAAAUCAACCAGCCAUUUCCGUCAUGUGCGUUGGCUUACUUUUCUUUUUCUCCUGAAUCCACAAAGAGUUGGUUGACGAUUGUUCGCAAGUCUUCUGGAUCGGACAUUUGCAAACAAAAAGAAGGGAAAGAAAAAGUGGAC
Messenger RNA from Rhizopus microsporus ATCC 52813, 1309 nucleotides. Its product is annotated as acyl-CoA N-acyltransferase. Bases 344 to 871 code for a protein of 175 amino acids. Gene Ontology annotation, biological process: N-terminal peptidyl-glutamic acid acetylation. Gene Ontology annotation, molecular function: protein N-terminal-serine acetyltransferase activity; protein-N-terminal-glutamate acetyltransferase activity. NCBI's taxonomy places the organism in Eukaryota, Fungi, Mucoromycota, Mucoromycetes, Mucorales, Rhizopodaceae. The transcript is spliced from 6 exons. Gene Ontology annotation, cellular component: NatA complex. The record is from RefSeq and is a predicted model, not a curated record.